Molecule: messenger RNA, 3590 nt
Organism: Stylophora pistillata
Lineage: Eukaryota; Metazoa; Cnidaria; Anthozoa; Scleractinia; Pocilloporidae
Product: extracellular calcium-sensing receptor
Biological process (GO): G protein-coupled receptor signaling pathway
Cellular component (GO): membrane
Molecular function (GO): G protein-coupled receptor activity
Source: RefSeq, a predicted model, not a curated record
UAGCUGAGGUUCCUCAUUUGGUGGUUCUACACCUUUACUUCAAAGUAAAACACAUUGCACUGACUCAAAAGGGAAUUAAAUAAAUUCUAAUGAUGAUAACUUGGGUUCUGCUUUGCUUUGCCGUGUUUCCUGUUUUGAUUACCACUUCCAGUAUUGAAGUAAUGAGUGGUAUGCAGCAGUCUGGUAACAUUACACUUGGAGGUCUCUUCAUCAUCCAUCACACCACUGAUGAUGGCGCAUGCGGCGAACUUUUCCCACAAGGACUUGGUCAUGCAGAAGCAAUGAUUUUCGCUAUUGAGGAGAUAAACAGAAAUCAGAGCGUGCUUCCAACAAUAAAACUGGGAUAUGACAUACGAGACUACUGCGAAAGCCCUGAGAAGGCAAUGAGGCAAACUUACGAUUUUGUCCGGAGAAAUGACGCUCGAUGUGUUUUUCCACAUGUAGAAAACGAGACAAUGGAGACAAAGCCUAUUGCAGCAGUUAUUGGUCCAACAGACUCUGGAAGUGCUGUUCUGGUUGGAAGCCUUUUGCAAGUGGGGGGAAUUCCCGUCAUCAGUCACUCAGCAACAAGCAACGAAUUGAGCUCUUCGCAAUUCCUUCAUUUUUUCCGCACCGCUUCACCGGAUGGACAACAAGUAAGGGUUGUUGCUGAUAUUCUACAGUAUUUUAACUGGAAUUAUGUAGCUGCCGUGGCAAUGGACGAUUCAUAUGGCAAAAACGGCAUGAGGAGUCUAGAACUCGAGGCUGAAAAGAGGGAAAAGUUUUGCCUUUCUUUUGUUGAGUUUAUUCCACGGAAAGAGUACAAUACAACGAUAAAAAGAAUUGUAAGGAAGCUCAGGGACUUCCCAAACAUUGGUGUCGUAGUCCUUUGGGUUUUUGGCAGUUACGGAGUUCAUUUUCUUGAGGAAGCAGCAAAGCAGAAGCUGUUUAAUCGCACCUGGAUUCUUAGCGAUGGUUUAGCCACUCAAACCGAUUUGUUUAAGAGUCUUAAGACUGAGGACCAAGCAAUUCUUCAUGGGUCACUCGGUAUUCAGCCUCCAUAUGUGGACAUGAACAGUGGCAAUUUCGGCAACUUCUUGAUUGAAAGGUCAACAAAGUCACCAAACGUCUCAUGGUGGAGGGAAUUUUGGCUCACGGAGGACAACAAAGACUGUUUGAAAAUUAGUAAUCCAAAUAAGCGAUGCAAGAACAUAGUGGUCCACAGACUAUACGAGACCUACACUCCCUAUGUGGUGGAUGCUGUCUAUGCUGUUGCACAUGCCCUUCACAACAUGAAAAACUGCUCCGCAUCAAAGUGUGAGAAUCUUGAAGACCUUCACUCUCCAACGGAUACAAAGGAUCUCCAGAGGCAUCUUCGUCUCGUUCGGUUUUCGGGAUUAACUGGUGAGGUCAGCUUUGAUCAUUUGGGAGACCCUGUAUCGUCGUCGUACGAAAUCGUCCAUUAUCAGCUUACUAACAUAUCAAAUCCACAAAAACUGGUCAUUGGCUCGUGGUUGAAAAGCCGGAAGCCGAGGCUUCACUUAAACGUUAGCAAAAUCAUGUGGAAUACUAUGACUAGUGCUUUUUUUCCAAAGUCAUACUGCCAAGAAGAUUGCCCUGCAGGUACAAGUCGAUCAAUUACUACUCCCUGUUGUUGGAAGUGUCUCAGAUGUCCAGAUGGAGCCAUAAGUACACGAGUAAACGAGGCAAACUGUACUGAGUGCCCUCGAGGACAAAUGUCCAAUAAAGAGAGGUCGAAAUGCUUAGAUCUUCCAGAAGUUGAAGUCAGCUGGUCAAGCCUGGCGUCAGUCCUUGUGAUUCUAUUUAGCUCAAUUGGAUUUCUUCUCAUUGCCAGUUGCAGUUUCAUCUUUCAUAAACAUCGAAAGACUCCACUGGUCAAAGCAGCUAAUCGCGAGUUAAGUGCAAUCCUUAUGUUAUCAAUCACGAUGUCCUUUGUAGCAUCGAUUUUAUCUCUCGUCAAGCCAACAGACUUUAUGUGUGGGUUGAUUUACUGUUGGAAGUCAAUGGUCCUUGUUACGUUCAUCUCCGUCCUGAUAAUCAAGACCAUGAAGAUUCUCAGCGCAUUUCACAUAAACGUUGUAGCGGAGAGGUUCAAAAAGUUCAUCUUAGUUACAAAAAAACAAACAGUAAACGUUCUGGUGCUUCUUUUUCCACCCACUGCACUCUUUGUCUUAUGGUUUACAUUGGAUUCACCGUAUCAACGACGAAUCAUUCAGGCAAACGAAGGUACCUCUCUCUCCACGUGUUCCUUGCAUCAGUCAGCCGUUGGAAUGAGUUUUCAAGUCGUCAUCUCUGUAUAUACGUCCCUUCUUGCAUUGGCUUGUACAUACUACGCCUUCAAAGCAAGAACACUUCCUGAAAACUUUAACGAAGCGAGAUAUAUUGGAUUUUCCAUGUACAUUUUACUCCUUUCGUCAGGGGCAUAUUUGCCAAUUGACAUCGGACUUAAAGGUGCCUACGCGACAAACUUGACAUGUGCAUUGAUACUUGUGGCUUCUUAUGGACUAUUAACCUGCAUGUUCGGGCCAAAGAUUUACGCAAUUCUAAUCACCCCUGAGCAAAAUACACAUCAUGCUGUAAGUUCACAAGUGCUACACUACUCAUUCGGACUUUUUCGAAAGGGCAAAGUUGCUGUUGCACCUGCGAAGUCAGAUGCAUCAUGCAACAAACAAAACAUGCAGCUGGAAUUUUCCUCGACAACUCAAGUAACUACCUAAAGAAGUAUCCUGCGAUCUUCAAUAUUGUCCGAAAAAGGCACCGGUGAAAUGCCAGGAAUCAUCUGCAUUCUGAGCUUUUAGGGUGUGACAGAGCUUAAUUAUAUGCAAAACGCUACGGUCAUUGAAAGCGCAAAAGAAUGAGAUUUUCAAAAAGAUGUAACAAUGUAAUCGUAAUGGAAAUAAAAUUGGAAUUUCACACUAAUUCAUAACAGGAGAAUAUUACCCGUGCGAACCACUGACUUAAGUUCCUUCUCGAAAAUAGCUACUUGAGCAGGUAAACUUGGGGUGGUCACAAAAUAGUCAAAAUGUAUCUAUGUAAACUUAAAACAACAUAAUACAAUAACUUUAAAGAAACACGGGAAACCCAUCAAAGGACACGGAUAAAUGCAAACGAAGACAAGAUUACAAGGGUCCGAUAGAGUCUCAUUAAAGAUCCUUCGGAUUGACUUGGGCGCGAACGUCAGUUUAAGAUGAGCGGUUCGUUGGACAAGACAAUAAAAAAAUUCUUAAUCAAUGUUUGUGAUCGUCCAAGUAAGUGUGGAACUGAAAAAGACUUGUUGUCGGUUACAGUGGCUGAUAUGCGGAGAACCUCGGCGAUAAGUCAUCAUUAGUUGACUCUUAAUGAUGUCUUCGGCCACGUUUUUCAAAAAGUUAGUGUAUAUCUCCGACAAUAGGCUUUUUAAGGUCUUCAGUUACUUGGACGAUCUCUCCACACGAUUGAUAUGAUUUUCUAUAAAGUCAACCGUUGGCAUACUCCGAUAGGCAACAAUCAUUCGAAAGGCGCAAAGCAUGUACCAGACUGUAAGGACGAAAUAAUUUUAAGAAAAAACUUUGAACCAUCUUAGUCAAGGGGUGACGAACCCAGAAAAGUUA